AUGGGAACACGUUUUUUUUUGCAUAUUAACCAAAAGGUGAGAAUCAAUAAAUACAAUACGAUGACGAACACAAAAAGAGGCAGACGGUGGGAAAAAAGAACAAAAAAAAAGAAAAUGAAGAAAAAGCUGGGCACAGACAGUAAAAACAUAGUACCUCAACCAGAAGACAUGUGAAAAAACAAAGACAUUUUUUUCAACAAAAAAAAAUUAAAAGACGGAAAAAAUCUAGAUCAUUGAAUUUAUGUUUGUAUAAAGUAUCAGGCGAUGAUGAAAAAACGGUAGUGAGCAAACUUCAGAUUUUUUUUGGGUUGCUUCUAGACAUCAAAAAUAGAUUUUUGUUUCAGGAAGAUGGUGGUAGUUAUUCUGGAGAAGUUAUUCAAAGAAUGGGCGGAGUUGCGAGAAAUCAUGCGGAUGCGAUUGCGAGAUUGGGAUGUGAUUCGAUUUUUUUGUCAGCAGUUGGCAACGAUCCAAAUGCGGACUUUUUUCAUAGAGAGUGUCAACAUUUUGUGAGUUUAAAAAACAAAAAUUUUGUGAACGAUAAGCUACUAGGAAAAAAAUUAAAGGCCAAAUACUGGAUUUUUUAAUGGAUCAAGUGGUUUGAGAUGAAAAAACUGACAAAUUUCUGGACAUCUCUCGCCCAGAUGUGUUUGAAAAAUAUCGAAAACAACUGUCACACCCUAAAAAGAAGGAAACCACACAGAAAUGGGCGGAGCUAUAUUUGGAACCUUGUGAUUUUCACGAGAGAAUUUGUGGUAGAGAAAAUCCAUAAAAAAUUGAAGUAUUUGAAACUGAUUAGGCUGCUUCCAUUAAGCGAAUCUCUGAAAAAAAGUAUCAAAAAAUGCAGAACUUUUUCUGAACCCUAUGAUUUCCAAAAAUAUUUCUGGUAGAAAAAAAUCAAAGAAAAAUCGGAAAUGAAAAGCCAGAACUAAAAAUAAUAUAAAAAAUAAACAAAGGUUUAUUUUUUGUGAAAUUCAAAACCUUCAGGAUAUUUCGCGUGUUCAAAAAAUCGAAAAUUCUCCAACAUGCACAUAUCUUUCGAUGAACUUUCACGGAAAUGUCAAAUAUGGAAUUACUACUUGUGAACCGCUUCUUCAAAAAAUCGAAACAGACUUGGUAAGAAUCAUCAAAACAACAAACAAUAUCUAGAGCUAAAGUAGACUUUUUUUUUCAUUUUUAGAUAAUGAAAAAUCAAGAUGCUAUUCAAAAUGCCGAAUAUGUUUUGAUUGAUGGAAAUUUGCCAGUUGAUGUGGUAUCAAAAGCAAUGGAAAUUUGUUCCAAAUUUGAAAAACGAGUCUGGUUUGAGCCAACGGAUAUCAAAAAAGUUGGAAAGAUUUUUGCGUCAGGACAAGUUGAUUUGAUUCACGCAGCAUCGCCAAAUGCUAACGAAUUUUUGGAAUGGGCUAGAUAUUGCGGAGUUUCAGUUGGAGGUUGGUGAAAAGUGAUCUAUAUCAAAAUACAUUACUUGAAGUGAAGCUCAAUAACUCUAGUUCAUGAAAACUAACUUUAGAAACUAUCAGGUUUUCUCAAUUUCUCAGGUUCAAAUUACCAAUUUUCAAAAUAAUGAAAAAAUUUUCGAUAAAUAUAAAUUAACUGUUUUAGAGCCAAAGUAAAGAAAACGCGUAAAAUCUACGAAAUACUUCAACGGUUCCGGUUGUGAGCAAGCUUUUUUCAGUAAUACAAUUAUCUGACUUUCAAAAAAAUAAAAGAAAAGUUCGAAAAUCUUGUAACUUUUGAAAUGAAAUGUUCAAAAACAUUAAUGGGCUGUAAAUCACAUGUUCACGGGGAAAGAAACAGAAUAUCGAAAUGAAACUUGCGCGGGCACAUUUUUCAACUUUUUUUCUAAUACGAAACAAAAAAGUUGCAGCUGAGGCAAUCGCCACACCGAACAAUGUUUUGGAAGUGGUCAAGCAAAAAGGAGAUCGAUUGUUUUUACCAAAUAUGGAAAUUUUGGUAGUUUCACUUGCACAAAAUGGAACUGCAGUUAUUUACAGGUUUGUCAAAUUUUUACUAUUCCGAAAACAAUGUGAGAAAAUCUACUAAACUUCAAAGAAGAUUGAAAAAUAAUAUGUGUACUUUGAGACUUAUAAUGCACGUGAAAAUGAAAUUUGUGUACUUUUUUGCACAAAACCAGUGGGUGGUUUGUAGAGAUGAUUUCAUUUCAUUUUAUGUGAUUUUUUGGAUGAAACCUGUAAUUACAGUAUCUCACCAUAAAAAUCUCAUUUUCAAUUUGAACCAUUACAAAAACAUCGAAUAAAAUUUACAACCUUCAGGAAAAUAAAAAAAUUAUGUAUUUCUCAAAAAAAAAUCGAGGGUCUAAAAUUGUCAGUUUCGAACAGAAAGAACAAAAGAGAUUUUCUGGGCGCGAGUGGAAAAAUAAAAACAAAACAACAACAAAAACAAUUUGGGCCAAGAAAAAAACACAGACAACAAAAAUAUAUUUAAAAUUCCUCAUGUAGUUUUUGUGUGUGUGUCUGUUUGUCUAAACCUCUCCAUCUCAUUUCGCUCUCGCCUGCAGCAAAAAAAGAAGAAAUUUCUAUUUUUUUCUCAUCGAAAGUGUGUUUGACAUACACACACGUUGAUAUAACAGCCGCCAUAGCUCAGUCGGUUAGAGCGUGGGUCUAAUAAGCCCAAGGUCGCAGGUUCGACCCCUGCUGGCGGCAAAUAUUUUUGCAAUUUUUAAGUUCAAUUCUCAAUUUUUCCAGAGAUGCUCAAAAUCACGUUCAAUAUUUGACUCUUCCGCCAGCUAUUAAUCCAAGCGAAGUUGUCUCAGUUUCCGGAGCUGGAGAUAGCUUCAACAGUGGCUUUAUCGCUGGAAUUGUUCAUGGAAAAUCUUUGGAUGAUUCUUUGAAGAUUGCUCAAAAAUGUGCUAACCUAACUCUUCAAUCCACUCUUGCCGUUUCGGACAAAAUCAACACUUCACUCUUGAUCUAA
Caenorhabditis angaria is the source of this 2931-nucleotide messenger RNA. NCBI's taxonomy places the organism in Eukaryota, Metazoa, Nematoda, Chromadorea, Rhabditida, Rhabditidae. The record is from the annotation of a GenBank genome assembly.